AUGGGUCACCGAGAGGGUCGUCUCCGACAGUGCUUUGUUGACGCCAGCAACGAUGGCCACACGUUAGUGGGCGACGAGAUUCGCCGGUUUGUGACCUUGGUCGCCGCCACCGGUUACGGGAAGCUGCUUACCGCCGAUAAACUCGCCGUGGUCGACACGUUACCCCGCGAGUGCCAGUUGACGUGGGACGACGCCGCCGAGUUUAUCGCCACCCUCAGCGGCAGCGACGACCCCCCUAAGCCGCCGGGGGAGCCGCACCCGUUGGCCGACUUGUUGUGCCGCUGGCUCGACCAGCCGGCGCCGCCGUCGCCAGUUAUUGAUCCUCGCGUCGUGGACCCUAUAACCAAUACGCCUGGUGGUGACUUGCGCCUUCAGAGCGAAUACAUCGAGUGUUUGGAGCAGCAACGGCGGCGGGGGACUCGCAGCCGCCGCCAGGCCGACCUCGAGGCCACCAUCAUUGGUUUAGGCGACGAGGAUGUUCGACGUUCUCGAAACGCCGCCGCCGUCGCCCACCUCCCUCGCGUCGUCCGCUUGCCACCAGUAACGACGUCAGGGUGGCGAGACCGGCGCGUCAUUGCCGGGGCGGUGGCGGUGGUGGCGGUCGCUGGGUGGCUCUUGCGGUAUGCCCACGCGGUGGCGUCGAUCGGCGCCGCCAUGCCUCUCUGGGCUGAGGUCUACGCCCGCUUGGUGGAGCCGGGCCCCGAGUUCUACCGGCGCUACCGGUACUCAUAG
Molecule: messenger RNA, 732 nt
Organism: Diutina rugosa
Lineage: Eukaryota; Fungi; Ascomycota; Pichiomycetes; Serinales; Debaryomycetaceae
Exons: 1
Coding region: 1-732 (243 amino acids)
Source: RefSeq, a predicted model, not a curated record